AUGGCAUCGCGCAGUAGCAGAAGGAGCCGACUGGCGUCUCUGGCGUUCCUGGGGUUCUCUGCUCCUUUGGCGAGAGGUCGCGAUGUGGGCGUGGUGGCUGGUGCUUGCGGCUUCGUUGUUGCGCCCGGUGGUGGCGCGGCAAUGUUGCAACGAAGUCGGAGGAGUGUCCCCGCAUCGGCUGCAGCUGCGGCGGCAGCCUCAGCGCCGCGGAUGGCCUUGAGCGAAGAAGCAGAAGCAACACCGUACUCAGAACUGCCGGCUGACUGGCGAGCACCGCUGCCUCCGAGGGAGUUCAAGCCCAAGAAGGGGGAGACGCAGGAAGAGGAAGGCGUGGAGGGGGAGGGGGUAGGGGGGGCCGAAGGGGACGGCCUGCGUACCCCCGCGGAGGUGCUGCAGGAGGCCACCCGCGUCACCCCGAAGAGGAUGCAGGGGCGCAUGGCGCAGGCUCCGCCGGGGUUGGAGUCGCUGCAGACGGAGAACCAGCGGCGUCGCGCGCUCCCGCUGAGCAAGCUGAAGCGCGUCAAGCCCAAGAAGAGGGCGGCGAAGGAGGAAGAGGAGGGCGAGAUUCGACCCCUGGUCCUCAAGACGGACCGCGAGAGCGUGCUGAGGGGGGAGGACUACUGGAUCGACUACCGGGAGGUUGACCGAAAGAAGGCGAUACGGGAGGCGAAGGCGAAAGCUCCCGCUCCGGACCAGUUCGCGCAGUCCAAGAUGAAGGCGGAGAUAGUCAACCCCUACAAGCAGAACUGGAUCCUCGCCAUCUCCCUCGCUAUAGUGGCCAUCGCGGGAUUCGUCCGGAUAAACCCUGGAAUCCUGGACGACCCGGCCAUCAUCACCUUCCCGAACGAGCUGUGAUUUGAUUCACGCCCAGCCCUUCCGGCCUGCUGUGCACCUUUAUGUUGUGGCCUCUUGGCAAUAGAACGUUUCUCAUGGAAGACGAUAAGACCUCGAUGGUGAUCCAUUUGGGGCUUCAUUAAAGAGUAAAUUAUUAUUUUCCCCCUGUGUGUUGUGUUGCUGGAAGAGGUGCUGGCUAUCGUGAUCUCAUGUACCACAUGGUUCCACAUGCGUUGAGAGCUCGGAAAUGUGGGUCCUUUCCGCGCAAAAGAGUUUUGUUUUUUGACGGGGCAGAUAACGGUCGGGGGUUGGAACGUUGCAGCCCCAAGAAAACCGGUCGGGGAAAGACAGCUUUAUUAACAGAUCCAUCCGGCAGUGUUUUCGCGGCUCUGAAGCUCUCGUUUCGAGAAUCGAGAAUGUAAAAAAGUUUUAAGCGGACGCCUCUGUUUUUUAGACCGCUUUCGGUUUGGUCGGCGCUUGCCGUGGUCGCAACAAGAAGCUCGCCGCCUUCCGUACACUGUUUAGGCUGCUGCUUGGCAGCGGAGGUGCUUCACGCACGCAAAAUCAAAUCGGCAAAGGAUUCUCUUGCGGGGCUUGGUAGAGAUGUAGACCACCACCAGCAGCUUGAUUUAGAUGUCGGUACUUUAUCAGCGACCGUUUGGCAUGGGAAACGCGCUGGCGUUCGUCGUGCAGUCGAGUGGCCGUUGGUUUGGAUCGGGGCAACGAGGGUUACGCAAUAGGAAUGAAUGUCGGUAAACACACGUUGUCGCGUCGCUCGGGUUCACGAGACGGGGGUAUUCGUGGCACGACACUUAAAAAAAAACGCACCUUUAUCUCACCUCCCCGGCUUUUGGUGUGUGGUUGCACCUUGUGCCUGCGAAGAAGCCGUAUAUCAGAUCAUGGUAAAGGAAAAGGUGUUCGCGCCUACUAUAAUAAGGAGGAAGCAC
Ectocarpus siliculosus is the source of this 1781-nucleotide messenger RNA. NCBI's taxonomy places the organism in Eukaryota, Phaeophyceae, Ectocarpales, Ectocarpaceae. The record is from the annotation of a GenBank genome assembly.